Molecule: messenger RNA, 4607 nt
Organism: Xyrauchen texanus (razorback sucker)
Lineage: Eukaryota; Metazoa; Chordata; Actinopteri; Cypriniformes; Catostomidae
Gene: pan3
Product: poly(A) specific ribonuclease subunit PAN3
Exons: 18
Coding region: 300-2705 (801 amino acids)
Biological process (GO): nuclear-transcribed mRNA poly(A) tail shortening; mRNA processing
Cellular component (GO): P-body; PAN complex
Molecular function (GO): metal ion binding; poly(A) binding
Source: RefSeq, a predicted model, not a curated record
UGCACAGUUGAGCUAUUAGCGCUUAGCUGAACAAGUGUAGACAGAAGACAACAACAGCAGCAUGAUUGAGACUGUUGGUGUAGUAGGCCAGCUAUGGACCCCGAAAACAAGCAUCAAUGCUUGGCAACAAACGCGUGGAUUUUGCUGACUUGACGAAGAGACUGAUUUUAUUGCACAACGUACAGUAAGGUGCUCAUUGUUUCUCAAGUGUUUUAAAAAAUAUACUACUGCUGAGUUCUCGACUCGUGAAUCUCUAUGUGCGAGCGUCUUCCGGCGGGAGCAGCAGUAGCAGCGGUGCCAUGAACAGUGGACUCCCAGCUUCAGCUGUUCCGCUCGGGGGUGUCGGUAUACCCGGUGUGAAGGUGAAAUACUGCCGCUAUUAUGCGAAAGACAAGACUUGUUUUUACGGAGAUGAAUGCCAGUUUUUGCACGAGGACCCGUCCAUGGCGAGCCUUUCUCUGCACGGUGGUGGAGCUGGUACUGGAGGAGGAGGAGGAAGCCCCGUCUCUUUAUCUCUGGUCGGAGGAACUGUGACAGCAGCGGGUUACGCGCUUGGAGGCAGCGCGGCCAGCGGCUCUCCGGCGAACGCUCCCAAAAAGAGCGAUUCUCUCGGUCCCGCGGGAACGACUUUAGAUGGUCAGCUGUUGCCCAUCACUGGAAUGGAGGGAGGUUCUCUGAAUGAUGCCAGUCUGACCAACUCGUACUUCAGCAGCACCUUUAUUGGGGUCAAUGGGUUUGGAGGCCCUGCAGAGUCCAAGUAUUCAAUGAUGCAGAGGAUGACGAGCAGCAGCAGCUCUCCAAGUUUGCUAAAUGAUGGUGCCAAGAGCUAUAGCCACGGCGCUCAUGAUCCAGUCAAUUCCCCGACAUCAUCUCUCUUCAGUGAUUUUGGGGCUUUGAGCCUAUCACAAAGGAGGAAGGCUCCUAACCCCACAGCCAGUGAAUUUGUCCCUAAAGGGACCCCACGAAUGGCCUCCAUGUCUCAGACGACUGUGCCAGCGUUCGCCUCCCCCAUCUUCCCUCAUCCUGGCCUGAGCAGCUCCACUGCGGCUGCCCUUGCACCUGGUAUGUCUCUUUCGGCUGGGUCAUCUCCCCUUCAUUCCCCCAAGAUAACACCUCACACUUCCCCAGCCCCGCGACGACGCAGCCACACACCCAACCCUAUACCAGCCAAUUACAUGGUGCCUACUACUACGUCCGACCAGGGUGGUGGAGCUCACAUUAUUCAGAAGGAGACUGUGGGCGGGACCACCUACUUCUAUACUGAUAACACCCCUGCUCCCUUGGCUGGAAUGGUGUUCCCGACGUAUCACAUGUAUCCACAAACGGCACCUCAUGUGGCGUACAUGCAGCCGAAAGCCAAUGCGCCAUCUUUCUUUAUGGCUGAUGAACUCCGACAGGAGCUGAUUAACAGGCAUUUGAUAACAAUGGCACAGAUAGAUCAGUCUGAGAACCCUGGAGUGCCAUCUGAGGUAGACAGUUACCACAGCCUCUUUCCCCUGGAACCCCUUCCCCCUCCCAACCGCCUUCAGAAAACCAGCAACUUCAGCUACAUCACUUCCUGUUACAAGGCAGUCAACAGCAAAGAUGACCUGCCUUACUGCCUCAGGAGGAUACAUGGCUUCAGGUUGGUAAAUACCAAGUGCAUGAUGCUGGUAGACAUGUGGAAGAAAAUUCAGCACUCCAAUACUGUGACCCUUCGAGAGGUCUUCACCACCAAAGCUUUUGGAGACCACUCACUGGUAUUCUCCUAUGACUUCCAUGCGGGGGCUGAAACAAUGUUCAGCAGGCACUUCAACGAUCCGGCAGCGGAUUCUUUCUUCACUAAAAGAAAGUGGGGGCAGCAUGAGCUCCCCCCUCCACGGCAACACGCGGGCCUCUUACCAGAGUCUCUGAUCUGGGCCUACAUCGUCCAGCUGAGCUCAGCACUGCGCACCAUUCACACAGCUGGGCUGGCCUGCAGGGUCAUGGACCCCAGCAAGAUCCUCAUCACUGGAAAGACACGGUUACGAGUCAACUGUGUAGGAAUGUUUGAUGUCUUAACAUUUGACAAUAGUCAGACCAACCACCUGGCGCUUAUGCCCCAGUACCAGCAAGCAGAUCUCAUCUCCCUGGGGAAGGUGGUGUUGGCACUGGCGUGUAACUCUUUAGCUGGAAUUCAGAGAGAGAAUCUGCAGAAGGCCAUGGAGCUUGUGUCCAUCAACUACUCCUCUGACCUCAAAAACCUCAUUCUGUACCUACUCUCAGAACAGAGCCGUCUGCGCAGUGUCAAUGACAUCAUGCCCAUGAUCGGAGCACGAUUUUACACUCAACUUGAUGCCUCGCAAAUGAGGAAUGAUGUCAUUGAGGAGGACUUGGCCAAGGAGGUUCAAAAUGGGCGAUUGUUUCGCCUACUGGCAAAACUGGGAACUAUCAAUGAGCGACCAGAAUUUCAGAAGGACCCAACAUGGUCUGAAACUGGUGAUCGUUAUCUGCUGAAGCUCUUCAGAGAUCACCUGUUCCACCAGGUAACUGAGGCAAGCACGCCCUGGAUCGACCUCAGCCACAUUGUGUCCUGUCUCAAUAAGCUGGAUGCUGGAGUACCAGAGAAGAUAAGCCUAGUGUCGCGGGAUGAGAAGAGCGUGCUUGUGGUGACAUACUCUGAUCUAAAGCGUUGCUUUUACAGCACCUUCCAGGAACUUCUGGGCACCGCUAAUGGCCCGCUGUAGCGCCCACCCCUCCCCACAGGAGUGGGCUGGAACUGCCUGAAACCGAGCACAUUGCACUACAGCCUAGAACUAUAGGUGCAGAAUGAUGAUCUCACGACCAGGGCGGAGCCAGCUGGUUGCUCACCUUCAGUCAGAUACACUGUUCUGUCCAGAGAAGUCUUUUUUUUUUUUUUUUUUUUUUUUCUAAAGCAUAUUUCCUUUUACUUUUCACAACACUGCAGCUGAAGAAUUUAAUUAACUGAACUGGAAGCUGCGAUAUGACAUUUAUUUUAGACUCGGGAACAAUGUAAAAAAAAAAAAAAAAAGAGACUUCCUGCUUUUAUUUUUAACUUUUUUCUUUGGAGGAUGCACUAAAAAUUUUAAGUUCCUUUUUAAGUGAUUGUGUGUGUCGUGUCCCACAGGGUGCAUUGAGGACUGAGGCCUCACACAUGAAAAGGAAAAACUAGAAGUCAAAUAGAAAAACGAAUCAUCGUUUUCUACAUCAUCUCCUAAAUCAUUUUUAAUGAGGUACUGCAAGAUGCAUCAGACCACUGGUUGUAUUUUGGGUUCUUUGCCCAAAUCACUUUUUGCCUCGAUUCUCACGUAGUUGGGACAAACCACUGGGUUUGUCAAUGAGAGGUUGGGCAAAUUAAUGAUACUGACCACUUAUGAAUGUGUGGCAUGAGAUCUCCCUGUAAUGACUAAAUUAAAAAGUCAGUUGGGGGAAGGGAAGCGUUACUGAUUGUGUGUGGGGUGUCAUUUCACAUCAUUUGUUGGUGCUGACAAAGGGGUGCUCUCUGCUCUUGCUAUGUGAAAUGAUGCUGUUAAUUUGAGAGUUUUGCAACAUCCUUAUUAGUUUUAUAGAUGCUUUGAAAUGUGAUGCAAAAUUGGAAUUUGAGAGGAUGGAUUUACGUUGUCUUUUUAGUCAGGCUCUCAUGAUAGGAACCAAAGAACUGGACCACGCUAGCAAGAGAAACCAGUUCUGUCUCAUUGUGGAAUGUCCUCUUCUUAUGCCUCUGUUGUGGAGCAUCCAAGUUUCUGUCCAUUUCUCUUUCACUUUCUUUUCCCUUGCCGUGCUCCCUCGUUCAUUCUCUUCCAUACUUCUUUCUCUACUGUCCCCCCUUUUGUCUUCACACUAGUAUUGGUUUGGAUAUAGUGAAACUCAGUAAAGCUCUCUCGUGUUGUUACUGCCUUUCCAAAAUGUUGUACAGAGAUGCAUUACAGUAUGUUUGCAAUCUCGCCUCACUGGGGUGCGCUCUGUGGACCAAUCCUAGCAGGAUGGAAUGGGAGGAGAUUAGAUUGUAUUUGAUUUCUUAUUUUUCAUUGUUUUGUACAAUUAUGUGAUUGCAACGUGCUUCAGCUCAACCUCUGAUCUGUAAAACAGUUUGGAAUUCGCUCAGGAUGAUCCCUGAAAGGAAUAAGCCAAUGACUGAAUGUGUCUGACCUGUCAUUGGUGACUUGCCCAAUUUGUGAGUCAAGCUGCGGUGGAACGGGCAGGACUUGCAGCACAGAUUUGGGUGUGCCACACUGGACAGAAAAGGUUACAGGAGCUGCAGUGAGGAUGCUGUGAGUUGAAUAAUGUACUAUUGCUCCUUUUUUGCCUCUUCUUUUUAGUAUAAAAAUCAGUCAGUAAACAACUUUGUGAACAUGGUGCCAAGCACUUAUCCCCCUCAAAAUGACAUUGCAAGCACAGACAUGCACAUAAACGCACAUCAUUUAAAUUCAAAGCCAGCAUUGGCAACUUUUAUAUCAUGUACCCAGUUUCUUAUGGAAUGCACUCCUGUUAUAGACACAAACUCACACAUACAAUGCACUCAUACAUUACAUCCUCAACCAUCCCAGUAAGUUUUAUGCCCUAGUGUUUCACAUUUUUGCAAUAUUUGUGAGUACAGCAGUAUUUUAAUAAAGAGUAAUAAAAGAUAA